AUGAUCAUGGGCACCAAGGGGUUGAUCGAACCAUUCAACUGGCCCCUGGGCCUCCUCCGCCGGCCGCCCCUGGGCCUCCUCCGCCGGCCGCCCCUGGGCCUCCUCCGCCGGCCGCCCCUGGGCCUCCUCCGCCAGCCGCCCCUGGGCCUCCUCCACCAGCCGCCCCUGGGCCUUCUCCGCCGGCCGCCCCUGGGCCUCCGCCUGCAAGUCCCCCCUCUCAAAUACGACGUUCAGCAAGACCAACUGCUGGACAGCACCCAAACCCCUUCAACCUGCCCCGUCCUGCCCAUAGUCAGGCGGCCCUAG
Messenger RNA from Knipowitschia caucasica, 306 nucleotides. Lineage: Eukaryota; Metazoa; Chordata; Actinopteri; Gobiiformes; Gobiidae. The record is from the annotation of a GenBank genome assembly.